GAAUAUCGCACAGGCUGGUCGUGAGAUUGAAGAGUGUGUCCGGGACGUGGUUUUUGGCGCAAAUCGUCUAGGCCCUCAAGCAUGUGGUGAUAUUUUGUUCGACAGGAGAAUGAUUUAGGGCACAAUCCACCUUGUUGAUUUGGGGAGCAAGAGAGAGACAUAGCGCGUGUGAGAGUGGAAUAUUAAAUGGAUGAGGGAUUUUAAUACGACAAAGAGUGUGUAGAACCAAUAUUGCGAGAGUAAAGAAGAACACAACAAUUUCGCCAGUGUGUUUCCGCGCGCAAGACAGACAGAAUUUUGUUUUAAAUAAAAAGUGAUAAGAUUAAUCCAACAAUAUUUUGUGCGUGAAUGAAGUAUUUGAGCACGCACACAGACGCGCCGAUAAAGAAAAGAGUAAAGGAUGGUGGAAGAGUGUAAAUUUGAUGUGUGAAUUUCCUGACCAAAAUUAAUUGAUGAUAGCACAGAGUGACGGAAGAUUAUAGUGUGUACACGCAAUUCAAAUAGAGAGAGUGAGAGGAACUAUCAAUUUCGUCAUUAUGCAUCUAAUGAUGAGAUUUUGGCUGCUGUUUGCAAUGACGGUCAUAAGUGUCUCAUCGGGGGAUCACUUGUCCCCUCGGGAACGAUUGCAGAUGCACAAGGCAUGGCUGGAGAGGAGGGCGGCACAGAAGGCGCAAAUGCAGGAUCAGGAGAAGUCCUCGUACUUCCGCAAAGUCAUCAAAUUCAAGACAGACCAGGAGCCAAUUCACUCUAAUGACAUCUCGUUCAUGCCGAAGCAGGAUUUCGAUCCGCCAUCGCUCUAUGACGAGAGUGAGCGGAAUAAAUAUGAUGUCUUUGAGGCGGAGACCAAUAUAACAACCACAACAUUGUCAAGCACAACUGAUACGUCCGAUGAAUCCUCUUCUGAAGCGCCGAACGGCGUUCAGCUGAGGAACAACGUGAGGAACAUGGAUGUGUCGAGGCGUGGAGAUGCUGCUGAGGUGACGGCGACAGAAAUGGCUAGAACCACCACACCAAUGCCACGGAGGAGCAAGCCAAAAGAGCCACAGAAACCAAGGAAGGGCUCAAGUGGGAAUGGAUAUCGAUACUGGAGUCCAUGGAGCAACUGGACAGAGUGUUCCAGAUCUUGUGGCGGCGGAAUAAAGAUGCAGGCUCGCGAAUGCAUAGCUAAAGUAUUUGUCAACAGCAACAACAACAGGCAAGGCAGGAACAAGUCCAAUGCUGUCAUCUACCGAAAUAACACAGAAUGCAUUGGUCUGUACAAGAGGUAUAAUAUCUGCAACGAGCAGGAGUGUCCGGAUAGCGAGAGGGAUUUUCGUGGGCAACAAUGUGCCCAAUUUAAUAACCAAACUUUUCGCGGGAAGCGCUAUGUCUGGGAGGCAUUUAUAAAAGAGGAUGCCGAGUGUGAAUUGAAUUGUAAGCCUGUUGGACUCAAUUAUUUCGCCACACUGAACAACGCCGUGAUUGAUGGGACGCCGUGCACGAAACCGGCAGAGUACUAUCGAAGAAAUUUCCAGGGACGAGCUGUGUGUGUUGAGGGAAUUUGUAAGAUGGUCCACAACAGUGGGAUCAUCGUCGGCGCGUACAUGAAUAAUGGUGCUGUGCGCUGCGGAAAUUUGAUUUGUCGCCCAAUUUCUGAGAUCUUCACAAAGAAUCCUCUGCCCACGGGUUAUGUCCACAUUGCCACAAUCCCAAGUGGGGCGUCGAAUAUUUCAGUGACGGAGCAGAAGAAUUCAAUAAAUUUGCUGGUUUUGCGCAAUGAGAAUCAGUCCACAAUCAUCAAUGGGGACUAUACAGUGUCAUCGAGUGGAAUUUAUGAGGCUGCUGGAACGACUUUUGACUAUCGACGCAUCGAUAAUGCCAUUAAUGGCGUUACUGAGUGGAUCACAUCCCUCGGACCAACAGCAGAGCCCAUUCAGCUGAUGGUGUUGGCGCAGCAGCCGAAUCCAGGCAUUAAAUACGAGUAUCUUCUACCCAUCAACGCACUCACGCAGUCUGGAUCUGAGGAGGAGAUCACAGAGAGUGUUUCUGCCGAAACUGAGUCUCCCUCGAAGGCGUCCACCCUGAAGUCUGGGGAUGAGACUGAGAGUCAGCCGAAGACGCAUCGCAGGAGGAGAUUUCAGUGGAAAGUUCUGCGAUUCCAGCCGUGCACUAAAACAUGCGGAGGAGGAGUUCAGUUGCCGGUGAUCAAAUGCGUUCGAGAUGGUUCCGUGAAGAUCUCUCCGCUGAAGAAGUGCGCUCAUUUGCCAAAGCCGACGCUCAGUCAUCAAGAAACUCGCUGCAACAUUCAACCCUGUCCGGCAUACUGGAAAAUCUCCCCGUGGGAAGAGUGCCAGUGCGGAGCAGCUGUCGGUGAUGAACCCUUCCAGAUGCGUGAGGUGCAUUGUGUGCAGGAGCUUGUCAAUGACAGAGUGAUUCAAGUGAACAACGAUGCUUGUAUUGAUCAGCAGCCGAGCACAAGUCGGUCGUGCGAGUGCUCGAAGUUGAUGAAGCCACCUCAGAUGGAGGUGCAUAAGAACCACCUGGCACCGCUCUACUAUCAGCAUGGCUCUGAGAACGCCACGACGCCCAGACACACGAGAAUGCAACACCAGCACUCGGGCAGGAGACCCUCGAGUCGAAGAGCCGGCAUUUGGUUGGUAUCUGAAUGGACUGAAUCGUGUUCCGUGGAGUGCGGAGUUGGAAUUCAGUAUCGUCAGAUCUUUUGCGACAGAUCACCUCCGAAUACCGAUCGAUGUGAUCUGAAGAUCACGCCAGACAAUGUGCAGCAGUGCACUUCGGAGAAGAGAUGCAACUUUGGGGAUUGGUUUGCUGGACAAUGGAGUGAGUGUUCAGGAGAUUGUUUCAAUCUCACGAGAUCUCGCCAAGUGUUGUGCAUCAGAGAUGAAGCGAUCAUUCCCGACGACAACUGCGAUGAGUCCCUGAAGCCAGAGACAUGGCAAACGUGCAGUUUGUCGGAGGUGAAGGAGUGUGGGCCACGUUGGCUGUACUCUGAGUGGACAGAGUGCACAAAGGCAUGCGGCGAAGGCAGUCAGAAACGCGUUGUGAAGUGCUUUGAGCCAAAUAUUCACCUGAAGCUGAUGAAGGAAUCACAGAAUUGUCUGUACUCGGAGAAGCCAGUGGCUUUUCGCCGAUGCAACGGUCAUCAGUGCGAUGGCACAGCCACAACGGAACAGUAUUCAGAGCCCCGAGUGGAUCUUGUGCAGAAUGACAUCGUGCAGGAGUGCAAGGAUGAAUAUCCCAAUUGUCACUUCCUCAUCCGGCAGACUCGGCUCUGUAGUCACUCGUACUACAGCACGCACUGUUGUCACACGUGCAGAAAGAUUGAGGAGCACUAUCACAAUUGAGAGGACGGAGAAGGAGAAGCUCCUUAGAUAGACACAUAGCUUAAUAAUCACAAAUUUGUAUUGUGUUUCUAGUUUUGUAAAUUAUUUCAAAGAUUAUUUGCUUCUUCUCUCGCUCAAUAUCCUGCCAUAAUCAGCAUUAAUACAACACUUCAUUUCUAUCUUAUGUAA
Molecule: messenger RNA, 3512 nt
Organism: Phlebotomus argentipes
Lineage: Eukaryota; Metazoa; Arthropoda; Insecta; Diptera; Psychodidae
Gene: loh
Product: thrombospondin type-1 domain-containing protein 4
Exons: 11
Coding region: 537-3344 (935 amino acids)
Biological process (GO): extracellular matrix organization
Cellular component (GO): extracellular matrix
Molecular function (GO): metalloendopeptidase activity
Source: RefSeq, a predicted model, not a curated record